AUGGACGCUCCAUCAACACCCGCAACCGCCGACUUCUCUUCGACGCCCCCGAAACGGACCAAAAUUGUCCUUCUUGGCGACCAGAGUGUUGGGAAGACCAGUCUCAUCACCAGAUUCAUGUACGACACGUUUGACAACACCUACCAGGCCACCAUCGGUAUUGACUUCCUGAGCAAGACUAUGUACCUGGAGGACCGGACAGUGCGGUUACAGUUGUGGGACACUGCCGGACAGGAACGCUUCCGUUCACUAAUACCAUCGUACAUUCGAGAUUCGUCUGUAGCUAUAGUCGUGUAUGAUAUCACUAAUCGUCAAUCCUUCCUUUCAACGUCAAAAUGGAUAGACGACGUUCGGUCAGAACGGGGGAACGAUGUCAUCAUUGUACUCGUCGGUAACAAGGCCGAUUUGUCAGAGAAACGCCAAGUCACUAUAGAGGAGGCAACUGCAAAAUCGACACAAAUGAACAUCAUGUUCAUGGAAACGUCAGCAAAAGCUGGACAUAACGUAAAGAGCUUGUUCAAGAAGAUUGCUCUAUCAUUACCUGGGAUGGAGAAAGAAGGCCAAGCAGAUGCUCAGAAUACAAAAAUUGAUGUUACGACACAGCAGGCUGCCGCCGUACCAGAGGCAUCACAGUGCAAUUGUUGA
This is a messenger RNA of Suillus subalutaceus, 645 nucleotides long. RefSeq names its product GTP binding protein. The coding region runs from base 1 to 645 and encodes 214 amino acids. Gene Ontology annotation, molecular function: GTP binding; GTPase activity. NCBI's taxonomy places the organism in Eukaryota, Fungi, Basidiomycota, Agaricomycetes, Boletales, Suillaceae. The record is from RefSeq and is a predicted model, not a curated record. The transcript is spliced from 6 exons.